Rattus rattus (black rat) is the source of this 3037-nucleotide messenger RNA. RefSeq names its product synaptotagmin 10 (gene Syt10). Lineage: Eukaryota; Metazoa; Chordata; Mammalia; Rodentia; Muridae. Gene Ontology annotation, biological process: regulation of calcium ion-dependent exocytosis; calcium-ion regulated exocytosis; regulation of dopamine secretion. Bases 125 to 1696 code for a protein of 523 amino acids. The transcript is spliced from 7 exons. Gene Ontology annotation, cellular component: membrane. The record is from RefSeq and is a predicted model, not a curated record. Gene Ontology annotation, molecular function: clathrin binding; calcium-dependent phospholipid binding; calcium ion binding.
GGCAGCAGCGUCCGUCGGCGCGCGCCACCCUCCUGCGCCCUUGCCAACCAUGGGGCCAACUCGCAACUCUUAAGGCUCAGCCUCGGGCCAAGGGAAAUCAGAGAAGCUGCGAGCAGAAGCCAAGAUGAGUUUCCGCAAGGAGGACGGGGUGAGCAGCCUGUGCCAGAAGGCGCUGCACAUCAUCACCGAGCUGUGCUUCGCGGGCCAGGUGGAGUGGGACAAGUGUUCGGGCAUCUUUCCAGCCGAUAGGAGCGGCCAGGGCGGAGGUGGCACAGACAUUUCAGUCAGCCUGUUAGCAGUUGUUGUAAGCUUCUGUGGCCUGGCCCUGCUGGUUGUCUCCCUUUUCGUCUUCUGGAAGUUGUGCUGGCCCUGCUGGAAGAGCAAGCUCGUGGCCCCCAAUGUCAGUACCCUUCCGCAGAGCAUCUCAAGUGCUCCAACUGAGGUUUUUGAGACCGAAGAGAAAAAAGAAGUCGAAGAAAAUGAAAAGCCAGCACCAAAAGCUAUUGAGCCUGCAAUAAAAAUCAGCCACACAUCCCCCGACAUCCCAGCAGAAGUGCAAACUGCUUUAAAGGAGCAUUUAAUUAAACAUGCCCGUGUGCAGAGGCAAACGACCGAUCCUACAUCUUCAUCCCGCCACAAUUCCUUCAGGAGGCACCUACCAAGGCAAAUGAACGUCUCCAGUGUUGACUUUAGCAUGGGCACGGAACCUGUCUUACAAAGAGGAGAAACGAGAACCAGCAUCGGGAGGAUAAAACCGGAACUCUAUAAGCAGAAAUCAGUUGACUCCGAGGGCAACAGAAAGGACGACGUCAAAACCUGUGGGAAACUUAACUUUGCGCUCCAGUACGAUUAUGAAAACGAACUCCUAGUUGUUAAAAUUAUCAAAGCUCUAGAUCUCCCAGCUAAAGAUUUCACAGGAACUUCUGAUCCUUACGUGAAGAUCUAUCUUCUUCCGGACAGGAAGAAGAAAUUUCAGACCCGUGUACACCGCAAGACUUUAAACCCUCUGUUCGAUGAGCUGUUUCAGUUCCCGGUGGUUUACGAUCAACUAAGCAACCGCAAACUACACUUUAGUAUAUAUGAUUUUGACAGAUUUUCCAGACACGACAUGAUUGGGGAAGUGAUUCUUGAUAAUUUAUUUGAAGUCUCUGAUCUCUCCAGGGAAGCCACAGUAUGGAAAGAUAUCCACUGUGCAACCACAGAAAGCAUAGACCUGGGCGAAAUCAUGUUUUCCCUUUGCUAUUUGCCAACUGCUGGUCGCAUGACCUUGACUGUGAUCAAGUGCAGAAAUCUGAAGGCAAUGGACAUUACCGGAUCAUCAGAUCCAUAUGUCAAAGUGUCUCUGAUGUGUGAGGGCCGGAGACUUAAAAAAAGAAAAACAACCACAAAGAAAAACACUCUCAACCCCGUGUACAAUGAAGCCAUUAUUUUCGAUAUCCCUCCAGAAAAUGUGGACCAGGUCAGCCUGUGCAUUGCGGUCAUGGAUUACGACAGGGUGGGACACAAUGAGGUCAUAGGUGUGUGUCGAACUGGCCUAGACGCUGAGGGUCUUGGGAGAGACCAUUGGAAUGAAAUGCUGGCCUAUCACCGAAAGCCAAUCACACACUGGCACCCCUUGCUGGAGUUACCUGGCCGAGCAACCAGCUUUGACAGUCAAGGAUCCUGCUCUUCUCCCAGGCCACCGUCCACACCAUAAAAGCCUCCAAAUAAGACCACAUCACAGAAAGACCUAGAAUCAUGGGCUCAUUGAAUCAGAAACACAUACACACAGAAAACACACAUGCACAGAACAUUUGGCUUCUUCAUUUAAAAUAGACCCAUGAUAAUUAAUAACUUGAUGCAUAAUUUCUUUUGGCUUAUUUGUUUUUAACUUUGAGCAUAUUAAUACAUUCUACUUGAGUACUAAUAGUCCUUAGUUACAUAUGGCGUUUAACUUACAUGUCUUCUCUCUAUUAGCACAGUGUUUUAACAUGUUGUAAUUCUUUGCCUAAGCAACAAAAUAAGAUUUUUGAGAAGAGAAUCCACAUGUAUGUAAAAUUAAAUAUAGUUUAUGCCUGUGUUGUGUGAAAUAGUGUAACGUGUCAUCUCCAAUCGUAUAUACAUUUCUAUCUGAACUUUAAUGUGCAUACUUAAAUCAGUUCAACAGAAUCAACUCCUUCAAAUACUAAUUAACAUCACGUGUCCGAUAAUAGUUUUUCUUCCAUGAUCAGCAUUUCUGUCAUCGAGGUAUGUCUCUCAAGCUUCUGUUUUAGGGACACUCAGCUAAGCUGCAAAAUGAAGAAUCAUUUUAAAUAUAACUGUACAACGUGACAUUGAGUGCCUGGUAAACGACGCUAUCAGCUUCCAGUGUCUUACCAUUGCAUUAGUUAGACACUGUACUGCUGACGGAUAGUUUUAAAACUCCUAGUAAUCUUCACCUCCAGUGCAGCUUGAGGUAUUCCUAAGUGGCUACAGUCGUAAGUUUGUCUUUCAAGGUUCUCUAGUACUGUGGUGUGUCUGUCCUGUAACUUGGAGCUGUCCUGCGGCUCCCGUGCUUUUGAUGGAUCACAUUUCAUAGAAACCAAAGGUCCAGUGAAGCUCUCUGUGCCCAUUGUCCUUUAGAUGGACAGGCGUUGACUCCUCCCACCCAGAGGCUCAUCACUCAUCGCUAGAGCUAGACAGACUCUCAAGGACAAAACUUAGAUGCAUGCUAUAAACAGUGCAGCUUUCACGCUUAAUAAAAAUAAAUACAUUUCAAAGGUCCAGACAGUCAGCUCUUUAAUGAAAGGAAGGAUUAAUGAUCAGACCAUUAGAGGUUAAAGAAAAAACCCAACUAUGCAGAUGCUUUUUCUUUUUACAAGAUAGAACGGUCUUUGAAAUCAGGGCAGCUUUUUGCUGUCUCAUUUUAAGACGCUAUCAGAAGGAGCCUAAGCAGAAUUAUAAUAACCUUGCUUUCCAGGUGUGCAUAUUUAAAGCUUAUUCCACAAUAAGGUUUCUAAAAGGGAAGAAAAUUUAUAUUUGAAUUUUUAAAACAAGUUCGUUAGGAUGAGAAAGUUUU